UCACAAGACUCCAAACGAGCACAAAGCUCACCUCUCUCUCUCUCUCCCUCUCCCUCUCUCUAUAGAAGCAUCGAUUGCCCCCAAUCUCACCCAACGGCACCGUCGUCUCUCUCGCCGGAGAGAAAGACUCGUCUCUCCAGCAUCUGAUCUUCGUUGCAGCAUUGCUUAGAUCUUCUUCACAAUGUGGAAUCAUCGACAGACCCACACCGGGGCUUUGAAUUUGAGCUCCACUGGCUUUUCUUGAUUCUUUCUCUUUUUGCAGGGUUUUUGGGCCAUGGAAGGCAAUGUGAGGUGAAAAAUUGAGAAUCCUCGGAAUCUGUUUCUGGAUGCGUGUAGUGUGUAUAUAAUGUGUGAUGAUGUUGGCUGCUGUUUCUGGUGCUGCUUCGCAAGGUGAGUCCACCGCUCAGCUGUAUAAUCCGACGGCAAGGCCGCCUUUGUUGCCUUCCGAGAGAGACAAUGGCGUUUCUGUGGUCCCCAAAAGGCCCAAAUCGAGGGCGGUUCCUUCCAGAUACAUGUCGCCUUCUCCUUCCGCUUCCAAUUCCGCUGCUGCGCAAUCUGUUUCUUCGAAUUCUACUAGGUCGGCUUCGCCUCUAGUUUCCAGAAAUUCGACUCCGACGCCGGCGAAGCGGUCGGUGUCGGUGGACCGGAGGCGGCCGGGGGCUUCGCGGCCGCUGCUGGCGGAUCUUGAAGCGAAGGCGGGGAAUGGCGGUGAAGUGUCGGCCGCCACGAGGUUACUGGUCACUUCUAGUCGGAGCUUGUCGGUCUCGUUUCAGGGAGAGGCGUUUUCGCUGCCGAUUAGUAAGACUAAGGCGGCGCCUCAGACGCCUAAUUUGAUCGGUGGGAGGAAGGGCACGCCGGAAAGGAGGAGGACUAGUACUCCUUCGAGAGGAAAGGUUGAUGGCGGUGGGAAUCAGGCGGAAAAUGCUAAGCCAAUUGAUCAGCAUCGGUGGCCAGCAAGGGCGCGGCAAUCGACUCCUUUGUCGAGGAGUUUGGAUUGUAGUGAGGAUAAGAAGAAGAAGCUCAUUGGAUCUGGGAAUGUUGUUAGGGCAUUGCAGCAAUCUAUGAUUGAUGAGGGUAGGAGGGCAUCUUUUGAUGGUAGAUUAAGUCUUGAUAUGGGCAAUGCUGAUGUGUUGAAAGCAAUUCAGCGAGGUUCAAAUGGAAACUCGGUGAACAACGAUUCAUAUGUGCCAUCUGAUGUCACUGCAUCUGACACUGAUAGCGUAUCUUCUGGUAGUACUUCAGGAGUCCAGGAAUGCGGUGGGACUGUCAGGGGCCAGAGUGGUCCUCGAGGAAUUGCUGUUUCAGCAAGGUUUUGGCAAGAGACCAACAGUAGGUUGAGGAGAUUGCAGGAUCCAGGUUCGCCCUUGUCGACCAGUCCUGCAAAAUUGGUAGGUCCACCGAAGUUUAUUCAAACAAAAAAGUUGCCAACUGAUGGCCCAUUGUCAUCUCCACGCACGAUGUCUUCUCCUGUUAGGGGGGGAAUGAGGCCUGCAUCACCAAGUAAACUUAUGCCAUCCAUGGGAUCAUCGCCCUCAAGGGGAAUGCUUAGCCCAUCUCGGGUCAGAAAUUCAGUUUCUGGAACCGUUAGCAGUAAUUUUGGUGAGACCUCAUCAGUUCUCAGUUUUGCUGUUGAUGUUCGGAGGGGUAAAGUCGGGGAGAAUCGCAUUGUUGAUGCACACUUGUUAAGACUUUUGUAUAAUCGGCACUUGCAAUGGCGGUUUGUAAAUGCUAGGUCGGAAGCUGCUCUGUUGGUGCAGAAACAUAAUGCGGAGAAAAAUCUCUGGAAUGCGUGGAUAACAAUCUCAGAUCUACGGGACUCAGUCACCAAAAAAAGACACCGUUUGCAGUUGUUGAGGCAAAAGUUGAAGCUAGUUGCAAUUCUCAAGGGACAAAUAACUUUUUUGGAAGAUUGGGCUUCUUUAGAUAAAGAAUACUCUGUUUCUUUGCUUGGAGCAACUGAAGCUUUGAAAGCUAGCACUCUUCGCCUUCCAGUUGUUGGAGGAGCAAUUGUUGAUGUGCAAAAUGUCAAAGAUGCUAUCGGUUCAGCAGUUGAUGUGAUGCAUACGAUGGUGUCAUCAAUAUGCUCGCUGUUGUCCAAGGUGGAGGAAGUGAAUUCUUUGCUGGCUGAACUCACAAGAGUGAGCGCGAAAGAGCUGGCUGGGCUCGACCAGUGCAAAGACUUAUUUUCCAUGUUAGCAGCCAUGCAGGUUAAGGACUGUAGCUUGAGAACGCAUAUACUACAACUUAAUCGCUUACCAGCAGCCUGACAACACGCCCGUAGAACUGAUCAGAUCGUAAUUGACCAUCUACUACUCCAAGAAGCUAACAUUAUACCAACCGAAACCUUUCAACCUAGCCGGGGCGACACGAGGUAAUAAGCUUACUAGUUUUAACAUCUGCUGCUCAUUUGAAGUAUCUGAAAGCUGUUUUUAGGUCUCUCUCCUCCCUAGUAUAUUUCAUGCAUAUCUUUGUAUCCAAAAAGAUCAUAGAAAGUUCUAUUGUCCUGCAAAUGAGGCCCCCUUAUACAAGUCUCCUCUUCUUUCUUCCUGGUAGUGGUAGAGGAAGCUUUCCCAUCUGUAUAUAUGUUAUGAAAUACUCGGAUCAUUGUUAUUUAGCCAUUUCUUUGAAA
Diospyros lotus (date-plum) is the source of this 2629-nucleotide messenger RNA. RefSeq names its product QWRF motif-containing protein 2-like. The record is from RefSeq and is a predicted model, not a curated record. NCBI's taxonomy places the organism in Eukaryota, Viridiplantae, Streptophyta, Magnoliopsida, Ericales, Ebenaceae. The coding region runs from base 354 to 2267 and encodes 637 amino acids. Gene Ontology annotation, molecular function: microtubule binding. Gene Ontology annotation, cellular component: centrosome; nuclear microtubule; cytoplasm. The transcript is spliced from 6 exons. Gene Ontology annotation, biological process: spindle assembly; centrosome cycle.